Messenger RNA from Galleria mellonella (greater wax moth), 4137 nucleotides. RefSeq lists its product as uncharacterized. The transcript has a single exon. Lineage: Eukaryota; Metazoa; Arthropoda; Insecta; Lepidoptera; Pyralidae. Bases 1982 to 3511 code for a protein of 509 amino acids. The record is from RefSeq and is a predicted model, not a curated record.
UUAAUGUCUUAAGACACACAAAAAACCGACUUCAGUCUCCACGAAAUUAAAUUAAUUUUGUUAUUACAUAUUUAUGUAACAGCCCUUUUAUUAAAAAAAGAAUAAUAAAAAUCUAUCGAGUAUUGGCCAAGAUAUUAAAAUAAGAUACAAUCGAAUUGAUAAUCUCCUUUUCGAAGUCGGUUUAAAAUAGUGUUAUUUGACCAUGCUCGGUAGAUAGUGACUAUAUUAACGUUAUCAAAAAUUUUAAGUUAUGUCCAGCAGUGAUUUUUAUUUUUUAUUUUAUUUUAUUUCAAUAGGUACACAUUAUAGAGAAUUAACAAUUUUUCAUAUAUAUAGUCUCAUAUCAAAGCAUUAAUAUCCCACUCUUGGGAAUAGCGUUCUCCCCAUGGAGAAUUAGCCUACUGUUAUAGCUGCAACGCUGGCUCAGCAGUUUAAUAAAGAACUUUGAGAUAUUCUUCUCUUAUAAUACAAUCAUUAUUUCCCUAGUCAUAUGUUGAAAUAAAGAGUAUAUUCUAUUCUUACUUCAUCACCACACGGGGGCUAGUAGUUAGAUUAAAAUGGUCAAAUAGCACACAAUUUAAAUUUUAUUCCAUAUAGAUUCUGUUUCUUCUCAUCAAGUCAUCAUCAUCAUCAUCAUCAUCUUCCUACCCUUAUCCCAAUCAUUUGGGGUCGGCGUAAUAUGAUUUUAUCCAAAUUACAAAAAGAUUUGGAUUUUAGUUUUACGACCGGCCACCUGCCUCACGUCAUCAAGUAAUGUUUUCUAGUUAUAUCUUUCUCAAUAACUUAAUUCGUUCAAAGGUACUUCCUACAUGAACAUAGUAUCCUCGUCCCAAGCUUCCAUUGAAGAAAUUGAAUCCCUAUCCUGCCACCCUCCUCAAGAGUUAAGUUUUCCACUUUCUGUCUAUACCAAUAUAGAUGAAAUUCCGUCAAAGACUGUACACAAAAAGGUCAUGCAAAGAAAUAAUAUUAUAAAUCAAUUUUUAAAUUUUAAUGAUGCCCAACAAGAUAAAUAUGGAAGCUUAUCUUUAAUGAAUUAUGUCAAUGGAGACAUCUACAAGGAAAAUUUAACGAUAAUAAAUCUCCAAAGUUCUCUCAAGGUAGUACUAAUCAUGAAAAGCAAGUACAUUCUACAGAUCUGGACUUAAAUUCAUUAAACAUAUCAACGAUUAUUGAAAGAUACGAAAAGAUUAAUACAAAUAUCUCAAACAGAAAAUGUGUUACGAAGCAUUCCUUUAUUCCCAAAACGAAAACGGAGCCUGCAACGACAUAUUUUUUCUUCUCUCGUAAAAAAAGAUGUAAAUUUAAUAAUGUAAAUUCACCAAUGAGAAAAAGUAAAAAGUCCACCAAUCUUGUUAAAUAUAGAAACAUAAAUGAAGAGCCCAAACUUACUCGCCCACUUAGUAAAUGUAUGUUGUUAACUAAAUAUAAAAUAAAAGACUCUCGGCCUUCGAUUGUUGAUAGAUGCGAUAAGAGAGUAAAUUGCGAUGUUGUAUCUGAAGAUACCAACAACGUUCAAGUGGUUAUGCCACAUAAAGAAGACAAGUCGUUGCAAAAUACUAUGACGGUUUGUGGAUACGACAAAAUUACAGAACAAUUUAUUGUGUCUAUGUCCCAAAUGAACAAAUGCGUUGACAAUGAUAGCAAUGAUAUAACUAAAACUUAUGUAAAUCAAGUUGUUAAAGAUUUAUAUGAUGCGAAAUUAAGUCAAAGUGACACACAUCCAGUAAAAAUUCUAUUUAGAACGCUUUUAGAAUAUUGGUUGAAACAUACUAACGCAGACAAUUUUAAAAGUGCUCUGCAACGAGCAAAAUCAAUUGAUAAACAGUCAAAUAAUUAUUUCACUAACGAUAAAAAUCUAUCCAAUUUAUUAAUUAGCAAUUCUACAAAAGGUACGUAAUUUCCUAGUAUUGGUAAUUAUGAUGAAUACAAAACAUAUAAAAUAUCUACGAAUACAUAUAAACAAUCAAAACCACACAAAAAUAUGAUUGAAAGUAGUAAACCGCCUUUAUAUAGUCCUAAACGAGAUACAAAGAGUUUCGAAAGAGAGCGUUGUAUACAAGAGCUUGAAAGAAUACUUAAAAACACAGUUUAUGUUUGUGAAACAAUACGCAGUAGUCAAAGCAAAGAAAAAGAUAUAAAAAUUACUAAAACUCUUAUAAAUAAUAUGGAGAAAUUAUCAGACACUAAUAACCUAGCCCAAGAACCAUCGCUUGAAAUUUCAAAUUCUUUAACAGAAUUGCCAACGAUCAAUAAUCUUAUUAGUGAAACAUCUAUACCACCAGAUGUAGCUAAAGAAUUUCUAAGCUCAUAUCUUGCUAUCUUACUUAACGAUAGCAGUAAAAGUAUAACCAAUAGUAGUUCUCAGUCUAACAAUCAAUUUAAUAUCAACACAGAGAGUCCUAUUUGCGAUGUUCAAGUUGAAUUCGGACAAAAGAACGUUUCUAAAAGUAUCACAGCUACCAAUAAUGAAAUAAACAAUACUAAUAAAGACACUUAUAAAUAUAUAAAAGACAAAAGUGAAUCAGUGGACUCAGGCCAACUAUAUCUGAAAGGCAUACUUGAUAAAAGAACAACAAUAUUUUCCAAAGUUAAAAAUGACUGGCAAACAAUUAAAAAUACAAAAGUAACUAAUAAUCUAGACAGUACAGUGAAAGAUGAAUUGGGCACAAUAAUUAAAGAAAAUCCAGAAAAACAUUUGAUUCAUGAAAAUUAUGAUAAAAAUUCAGUUGUUAUAAAUUUAUCUAAAUUUAAAUUAGAGCAAAUAUCGAUGCAAAAUGACUCCUCGAUAAACGGAACCAUGUCCAUUACAAUCAAACUUAAAGAAAAACCUCCAAAUGUUGGUAAAUCCCAAAAAAAACAUUUAAGUUUAAAAUUCUCCAAUGAUACCAAGCCACUAUUGUCACAUAAUAAACCGAAAUGUUGGUUGAAUCAUACUCCUAAUAAUUGUAAUAGCCUUAAUAAUAUAUUCGAAGCUAAUAAUGACGACUUUAAGACUCUUUUUGACUAUAAGCCUAAUGUACAAAAAGACGAUAUCUUAAAACCUUACUCAAGCAGUAGUGACGCCAUCUCCAAACAUUUUUGCCAAAUAAUUCAUGAAAGCGUACAAUCUCUCGACUUAUCAUCAUUCAAAAGCAGUAAAUUCUUCAAGAAAAAUGACUCUGAAUCGAAACUUUUAAAAGAUAAUGAAGAUCCCCAAUUAUGCUACAUGGUGUCCGCACUUAAGAAAAACAAUUUAGCAACCAAAUUUCACUCGAAAAAGAAAGUUAGACUGAAGGAAUGCAAUGGAACCGUAUUAAAUUCCAAAACAAAUACUUCCGCUAGAAUUCAAACUAACAAAUAUCCUGAUAAAUAUGCGACCUUAGAUGAACCGACCCCAACAAUUUUUAACGAGAAAUUUGUACUUUUACUAUUAAAAAACUUGACAUUACUUGCUAGAAACUUGCCAGGAUUGCAAAAAGAUUUAAACAAUCUGUAUAUGAAAUUGCGAAAAAGAUUUGAGAAAUCGCACUGAUUUGCAAAGUCUAAGCCUUUUAGGCAAAAUUUAUGAUGAUGAAAUUAAUAAAAUAAAUAAUGUCGAAGCAAAAUCAGAUAAAAAUGCUUAUUCUAGCAUGGUCCAGUAUGAUAUAGCAACUAGUACAUUUAAUUAACCAUCCAACAAAACUGUUGAUAAAUAUGUUAGUACAACCAAUGUAAUGGAAGUAAAUCAAUGCUGUGAAGCACAAACGUGCACUGAUUUUGAAACUGAACUAUUAGAUGAAAAAGAUAAAGUCAUUUUUGAUAAAAAUAAUUUAGAAGUGAAUACGUCCCGAACCGAAAUUAUAUUUGCAAGUAAUUUGCCAAACAAUGAACAAUGCAAUUCCAGCCUAAAUUUGUACGAAUUAUUACCAACCAAAGAGUGUGCAGUAAGUACUAUGAUCAAAUGUGAUUUUAACAAUUUUAAAUCAGAUAAUUUCCAUAACGCUUUACGAAAUAAAGUAAAAAAAUUAAAAGACAAAGAGGCGUUUAUAAACAAGAAAAUGGGUAAAAGAAAGGAAGCAGUCGCCGAAAGUGAGAAAGGAUUUGAUUAAAGAAAUAACACUUCUAUCACCUUCAUUUAAAGUGUCAAGUCGAUCGCAAACAAAUAACAAAUGGCCUGAU